This is a messenger RNA of Prunus dulcis (almond), 2970 nucleotides long. RefSeq lists its product as uncharacterized. The transcript is spliced from 7 exons. Gene Ontology annotation, cellular component: cytosol; nucleus. The coding region runs from base 115 to 2667 and encodes 850 amino acids. The record is from RefSeq and is a predicted model, not a curated record. NCBI's taxonomy places the organism in Eukaryota, Viridiplantae, Streptophyta, Magnoliopsida, Rosales, Rosaceae. Gene Ontology annotation, molecular function: protein serine/threonine phosphatase activity.
GGUUUUUGGUUUCCGAAUUUCAUGUUGUUGGGGGUUUUCCUGUUUUUGGACAGAAAUUGAGCAAGUUGAGCUAGGGUUUUUCUGUGCUGGAGCUGUUGGUGCUGAUAUUGAGAUAUGGAAGCUCGUGCUCCAGAUCCGGCCCCUCAUACACCAAAUGAACCGUUGAACAAUUUGGUACGUUGGCCAAUAACCGAGGAACUUAGGGAGGCAAUAAAUAGGAUGGGUUUAGGAUUUUUUGAGCGUUUUAAGUUCCAAAUGAGGUUAGAUUAUACCAUGGUAAACGCUUUGAUACGACACUAUGAUCGUAAUUUAAAGUGUUUUACCUUUAAUGGUUAUUCAUUGUAUUUUAGUUUAGUAGAUGUCCUCCUCAUCACUGGUAUGCCAAUUGACGGUAGACCAGUUAUUGGUAGGCUAGGGAAAACCAGACGUUUAUUUUUAAAUGCUUUUGGUAUCGAUCCUCCUCCAGAGUCCUUGGAUGGAGGGAGGAUUAGGCUUAGUUGGUUAAGAGAAAAUUAUAGUAAUAACCCAGUACAUCCAGAUGAGGAUGGGUGGGCAUACUAUCUUAGAGCCUAUGUCAUGUAUGUCAUUGGGUCGUAUCUAAUACCAGAUGACAGCACUGGAUUAGUUUCUGCCCACUAUUUGGGGCUCUUGGACAAUCUUCAGGAGGUUGGCAGCUAUGCGUGGGGCGCAGCCGCAUGGGCGAGCUUGCACAAUUCUUUGGAUCGAGGAAUCGUAAACGGCUUGGCCUACGCUCUUAUGGUAUUUGCCAUAGAGCAUAUAGAGCCACUACGCAUAGAGGUGAUAGGGGAUAUAGUGGAUCUCCCUAUGGAAUGUCCAUUAAUGGUGCCAUGGUCCCACCUUCUCCACAAACGCUUGAAUGCAAACACAGUUCCCAAUUUUGGUGCCUAUAUGGAAAUUUUGGGGAAUGCGACUGAUGAAAAUUUCAUACAACAGCCUUAUCAGAGGCUUAGCCAUACUCUUCUAGGGGAGGGUUAUGAGCGUUAUGCCCCUCAGCUGGCUAAGGCAUGCUCAGUCGCUCUCUGCAUCAAUUAUCACACAGUCGUCCCUCACAAACCAAACAACUUUGCUAGGCAGUUUGGUUUUGAGAAUAUAAACCUAGAUUCGAUUCCAGAGCUUCCUGAUGUGGUGGUUGAAGUAAGAAAGAAGGGGCCAAAGAGAGAUUUAAAUCUUGCUAACCACGGGCACUUUCCCCUGUACAUUAACAGCUGGCUUGGCAGGUUUCCUUUGAGAGGGAUGCGGAUGGCUGGUUUGGUAGGUCCUCCAUACACUGUGGAAUUGCUGGCGCAUGAUGUGUCGGUGCAGGCCCUUCAUAACGACCUACUGCAUUCCCCGCAUGACCUGCCUGUGCAGGCCCUUCAUGACGACCCACCGCAUUCAUCGCCUUCCAUAGCUUCCAACUUAGAAUCUGAAGACAACCCGUCAUCACAGUCGCCUCAACUUCAAACCCCAAUUGGUUGGCCUCUUGAUGGCAAGCUCACCCUCAACUGGGUCCAAAACCUCAUGUCCGUCUUCGACUGGGCAUCUAGAAAUCUUGAGCCGGCCCAAUUGCCAGACGUGUUUCCUGUUGAGGUUUUUGAUAGCCUGGCCCUCUUUGCCGCCAAGAUCCUCCACAAAGAGGCCAAUUGCGUCACCAUUGACAACUUAGCCCCUGAAUCCACGGUCGUUGUCGUCGGAGACCUUCAUGGGCAGUUGCAUGACCUUCUUUUCCUUCUCCAUGAUGCUGGCUUUCCCUCAGAAAAUCGAUUCUUCGUCUUCAAUGGCGAUUAUGUUGACAGAGGUGCUUGGGGUCUUGAAAGCUUCUUAAUUUUGUUAGCUUGGAAAGUGCUCAUGCCAAAGAGGGUGUAUCUAUUGCGAGGAAACCAUGAAUCAAAGUAUUGCACUUCUGUUUAUGGUUUUGAGAAGGAAGUGCUGACAAAGUAUGGUGAUAGAGGCAGACACGUGUAUUGUAAAUGUCUUAGGUGCUUUGAAGAUCUUCCCUUGGCUUCCCUCAUUGGUAAACACGUGUACACUGCACAUGGAGGUCUUUUCCGCCACAUGCCUGCUAUCUCCAAGAAAUCAAAGGGAAAGAAGAGUCGGAGAGCUUUCAAUCGUGAACCUAGUUCGUUAUCUCUAGGCUCUAUUGAAGAACUGAAUAAGGCUCGAAGAUCAGUUCUUGAUCCUCCAUGGGAAGGUCCCAAUGUGAUUCCUGGUGAUGUGCUGUGGUCGGAUCCUUCAAUGUCUCUUGGCUUGUCUCCAAAUAUAGAGAGAGGGAUUGGGCUGCUUUGGGGUCCUGACUGCACCGAGGAUUUUCUCAAGAAUUGUCAACUCAAACUGAUUAUUAGAUCACACGAAGGUCCUGAUGCACGAGAAAAGAGGCCAGGUCUUGGUGGAAUGGAUGAAGGGUACACCAUCGAUCACAUUGUGGAGUCAGGAAAGCUCAUCACUUUGUUUAGUGCUCCAGAUUACCCACAAUUUCAGAGCACAGAGGAGAGGUACAAAAAUAAGGGGGCUUACAUUAUCUUGGAACCCCCUAAUUUUGAUGAUCCUGCAUUUCAUAGUUUUGAAGCAAUUACUCCAAGACCAAAGGCGGAUCCCUUUUACAAUUUUGAAGAAGUGAUUGAUUCUGAUGAAGAGUUGGAUUUGGCAUCAAUGGUGAUCAGUCCGUGAAGCGAUGUCAAAGAAAAUGCCUCGUGGAGAAGGGUGCGCACAACAGGAUUGAGAACUUGAAGAUAAUUGUAGAUAUCACUUUGACUGGUGGUUUGUUGGUUGGGGAUGGUAGAGCAAAAGGAGACGAAAUUCUACUAUAAUAGUCAUGUUGAAUAACUAGCAUACAUUGAGCACCUCUGAUAAGAUAGUUAGCAUUGAAUCAACUAUGUUGCACCUCUUAAUCAAAUAUUAUUUCUCUUAGUUGAUAGAAGACUAAACAAAAUCAUUUUUAAUUGUUACAAAAAUUGAAGCCUUUCUGAUUUC